Messenger RNA from Vitis riparia (riverbank grape), 1485 nucleotides. RefSeq names its product F-box protein SKIP23-like. The record is from RefSeq and is a predicted model, not a curated record. The coding region runs from base 91 to 1260 and encodes 389 amino acids. Lineage: Eukaryota; Viridiplantae; Streptophyta; Magnoliopsida; Vitales; Vitaceae. The transcript has a single exon.
CUAAAGCAUUGGUGGGGGUGGGGGGGCGCGCUCAGGGCCAUCUGGCAAGUGGCAACUAUUUCCGGUCUCCAGAACCAAACGGAAACAGGCAUGGCGGACUGGUCUCAACUCCACCCCGAGCUCCUAGACUUCAUUGCCAAAAAGUUUAAAAUCUACACGGACUAUGUCCGCUUCCGAGCCGUGUGCCACAACUGGCGAGCCUCUGUCCCCAAAACGCCGCACCACCUCCCCACUCAACUCCCAUGGCUCAUGCUUCCUCAAUCCCAACCUCACCACACCCACCGCCCCUUCUUCAGCCUCUCCCUCAACAAAUUCCACUUCCUCCACCUUCCUGAAGCGUCCCACCGCCGUCGCCGCCGCGGCUCCUCCCACGGUUGGCUUCUUAUUCUCGACGAAGCUCCUGAAAUCUUUCUCCUCAACCCUCUCACCAGAUCCAAGGUCCAUCUCCCUCCUCUCUCCACUUUUCCGAAUGUUGUCCGCUUCAACUUCGCCGACGUCGGCCGCGAGUACGCUCUCCGGACCUCGUCCGGCAAUGUCUACACUCGGAGUCUCAAAAAGAUGAGAGAUUCGUUUAUCAAGAAAACAAUUCUCUCGUCGAGUCCUGCCAAUGGUUCCGAUUUCAUCGCAGUCGUUAUUCUAAAUCAAACCGGCGAUUUGGCCCUUUGUAGGAAAAGUGACGAUUCUUGGACUUUUUUGGAGGAUGCACAAUCGUAUUCUGAGGAUGUUAUAUUCCAUAGAGGAUUGUUCUAUGCUGUGAAUAAGUACGGAUCGAUUGCUGUGUGUGAUGUGAGCGGUUCGUCUCCUAGGGUUUCGAUAAUUGAAAUGCCGCAGCAAUUUGGUGGGGAUUUGCAGUAUUUGGUCGAAUCGGGGGAGGAACUGUUGUUAGUUACUAGGUAUCUAGAUCUUACAUAUGAUGUUGAGCCUGAUCAGACUAGUCUGAUCUAUAGAACAACACGGUUCCAAGUUUGUAGGCUAGAUUCGAAAGCCCCAAGAUGGGAGGUGGUGAGCAGCCUGGGCGAUCGGGCAUUGUUUCUAGGGGAAAAUUUGUCAUUGUCUUUGUCAUCUGUGGAUUUUCCGGGAUGUAAAGGGAAUUGCAUCUAUUAUACGGAUGAUUAUUCUGAGGAUAAUUAUGAUGGCAUUGGUGGUGAACAAGAUUUAGGCAUUUUCAACUUAGAAGAUGGCAGCAUCGAACCAUUACCAUGUUCACAUUUUCGGAUACGCUGGCCUCCACCACUCUGGGUUACGCCCAAUCCAUGUUGAAUUGGGGUUAUCUUGGUUGUAACUUGUAAGUACAAUUGUUCAUAUUCUGUAUCUAUGCCGAAUUUGUAUAUUCUUGUCAUCGUAGUAAUCAUAUCUCACAGCUGAUAAGCUACUGGAGAAAAGUUGUAUCAUAAUUGUUGGUGUUCACUAUUGAAUCUUCUACAUGUAUUUCUUUCCCAUUCAUAUGUGAUAGUAUAAAUCUAAAUGUGGUAAUGAUUGCUAGGA